Molecule: messenger RNA, 1041 nt
Organism: Talaromyces marneffei
Lineage: Eukaryota; Fungi; Ascomycota; Eurotiomycetes; Eurotiales; Trichocomaceae
Exons: 3
Coding region: 1-1041 (346 amino acids)
Biological process (GO): translational initiation
Cellular component (GO): eukaryotic translation initiation factor 3 complex, eIF3m
Molecular function (GO): metallopeptidase activity; translation initiation factor binding; translation initiation factor activity
Source: RefSeq, a predicted model, not a curated record
AUGGCUGAGACCGAUUCCUUCCUUCACCUCGCGCGGCCUUUGGGCCCAGUGACGGUGGGGUCUGCACCAACCACUGCCCCUCUGAACGUGGUUAUUCAACCUCAGGCUAUUUUCUCCAUUCUCGACCACUCGCUGCGCCGAAACGCCGAUCAAGAUCGAGUCAUUGGAACACUCUUGGGAACACGAAGUGAAGAUGGAACCGAAGUCGAAAUUCGAAGCUGUUUCGCUGUCGGACACACAGAGACUACCGAUCAAGUCGAAGUAGACAUGGAAUACCAGAAACAGAUGCUAGCCCUCCACCUCAAAGCAAACCCCAAGGAAGUCCUCGUGGGCUGGUACGCCACAUCAUCCGAGUUGAACACCUUUUCCGCCUUGAUUCAGAAUUUUUACGGCCAGAGCGAUGGAACAUGGCCACACCCCGCAGUGCAUCUUACUGUCUCCACAGAGCCUGGAAAAGAUAUUGAGACCCGUGCUUAUAUCUCUGCUCCUGUUGGUGUUACCGUUGAGCGGGCCGCUGACAGCGCUGCUUUCAUCCCAGUUCCUCAUGAGAUUCGAUAUGGAGAGGCUGAGAAGAAUGGUUUGGAGGCCAUCGCUAAUGCCCGGGAUACGGAAGACCGACAGACCAAUAUCUUUACUGAUAUUGAGGCUUUGGAGCGCGCUGUUGAGGAGGUUAUUGGUAUGAUUGACCGGGUUUCGAAAUACGUCGAGGCUGUCAUUGAUGAGGAGGCCCCUGCAUCGACUGCCCUUGGUCAAUUCUUGUUGAACGCACUUGCAUUGGCUCCUAAGGUUGAACCGGCAGAUAUUGAACGUGACUUUAACAACCACAUCCAAGAUGUCUUGGUCGUUUCCUACUUGGCCAACACAAUCCGCACACAAAUGGAACUUUCCAACAGACUUGCUACCGCUCAACUCACUCUCGGAGGAGGCGAGGGCGCCACUACCGGCGAGGGUGCCCAACGCAACCAGCGAGGCGGCAAGGGUGGUCGAGGAGGCCGUGAACAGCGCAACCAAGAGAGGAAUACUGAGGAAGCCCGCGCUUAA